Messenger RNA from Elaeis guineensis (African oil palm), 1678 nucleotides. RefSeq names its product pseudouridine kinase. The record is from RefSeq and is a predicted model, not a curated record. Gene Ontology annotation, cellular component: cytoplasm. Lineage: Eukaryota; Viridiplantae; Streptophyta; Magnoliopsida; Arecales; Arecaceae. Gene Ontology annotation, molecular function: pseudouridylate synthase activity; kinase activity; hydrolase activity, acting on glycosyl bonds.
AGCGGCGUGUUCGAGGCUAGCGUCGAGCUCCUUCCCCCGUCGAGCCAAUGGAAGCCGCUGGACGGUGCUCGCUAACCGGAAAGGAGAGCUCCGCCCGGAGACGAUUGGAAUCCAUUGCUCGUCACCUCCUCCCUCCCGAAAUCCUUGUCCGAGACCUCUAUGCGAAUCCACUCAGCGCGGAGGAACUGAGCUCUUGGGAUGCAGCUCCUGUGAUUAUUGGGGGGAUGGUGUUGGACAUCCAUGCCAAGCCUUCUGCUCAUCCGAUUCCUGGCACCACCACUCCCGGCAAGGUUCAGUAUGUAAGUGGAGGAGUAGCAAGGAAUGUCGCUGAAUGCAUGUCUAAGCUUGGAAAUAAACCUUUCAUGAUUAGUGUUGUAGGACAUGACGUGGCAGGAGAUCUAUUAUUGAAGUACUGGAAAUCUGCAGGACUUCCUACAAAAGGAAUACUGAAGUUGGAAGGUAUUACAACUCCUGUUGUAUCAAAUAUAUUUGACUCAAGCGGAGAGUUGGCUAUGGCUGUUGCAAGCGUCGAGGCUGUCGAAACAUUUCUGACUCCAGGUUGGAUACAGCGAUUCUGGCAUAAUAUAUGCUCUGCACCAUUGUUGAUGGUUGAUGCUAAUUUGAACUCCCGAUCUCUUGAAGUUGCUUGUCAAAUAGCAGCAGGAUCUGGCAUCCCUGUGUGGUUUGAGCCUGUCUCAGUGACAAAGUCUAGAAGAAUUGCAUCUGUUGUAAAUUAUAUAACAUGUGCUUCCCCUAAUGAAAAUGAACUUGUUGCUAUGGCCAAUGCUUUAUCACCAGGGAUAGAAUUUAGUUAUAUUCAGCAUCAAGCUUCAAAAGGGAAAGGGCAUUCUGCGGACUCUUUGUUUGAAAUGCUAAAACCAGCAAUGUGCUUGUUGCUCCAGAAGGGUGUUAAGCUGCUAGUUGUGACACUUGGUUCAGAUGGUCUAUUCUUGUGUUGUAGAGAAGGGCUAAGCUUCAUGAAAGAUGAUUUGAGGAGCAGAAGGGUUGGCAGUUUUGGAAGACAGCUAUAUGAUCUUGUAAAUGAAAGUUGCUCUUCAAUGAAACACGUUAAUUUUAUCAAGUCUGGAGAGAGAUCAUCAAAAUUUUUUGCUUUCCAUUAUCCUGCACUUCCUGCAUCAGUGGUGAGCCUUACAGGAGCAGGUGACUGCUUAGUUGGUGGAAUUCUUGCAUCCAUUUGCAAUGGUUUGGAUGUGAUGCAAAGUGUUGCUGUGGGUACAGCUGUUGCAAAAGCUGCAGUGGAGACUCAAACAAAUGUUCCUGCUAAAUUUUCUCCCAGAAUGGUUGCAGAUGCAGCAAAGCAAAUUUUGUCAGCUGCCAAAGUAUUCCAGCUUGAAUAGAAAUGUGGGGUUUGUGUUGUUUGACCAUUGGUAGCAUUGUGCCCGGGUUCACAUGUUGUGAUGCUUCUUGUUUCUUCUAUGUAUUCAUUUCAGUUUGCAAAAGAAGAUUCACCUAAAUGCUAGAGGUCCUAAGAUUUGACAAGCUAUAAAUCUCUCAGUCUUGUUGAUUUUCUUUCUAUUAUGUAUCAUUUAAUGACAUUUUAAGUGUAUUAUUUAUAGCCUAUUAGGGUUGGCAAUGUUUAGCCUGUUUAACUUGAUCUAAUUUUUUGUAAACUGGAUUAAGUUAUUUGUUUCAUAAAAAUAUUUAGUUCGGGUUUGAA